Nannospalax galili (Upper Galilee mountains blind mole rat) is the source of this 1662-nucleotide messenger RNA. RefSeq names its product brain derived neurotrophic factor (gene Bdnf). Bases 510 to 1256 code for a protein of 248 amino acids. The record is from RefSeq and is a predicted model, not a curated record. NCBI's taxonomy places the organism in Eukaryota, Metazoa, Chordata, Mammalia, Rodentia, Spalacidae. Gene Ontology annotation, molecular function: growth factor activity; nerve growth factor receptor binding. The transcript has 2 exons. Gene Ontology annotation, biological process: neuron projection morphogenesis; regulation of neuron differentiation; positive regulation of collateral sprouting.
GGCAAAGCCAUCCGCACGUGACAAAACGUAAGGAAGUGGAAGAAACCGUCUAGAGCAAUAUCAAGUACCACUUAUUAGAGAUUUUUUAGCCUUUUCCUCUUGCUGCGCCGGGUGUGUGAUCCGGGCGAGCAGAGUCCAUUCAGCACCUUGGACAGAGCCAACGGAUUUGUCCGAGGUGGUAGUACUCCAGGUAUCCUUCUUUUCCUCGCUGUCGAGCCAACCCGGUGUCGCCCUUAAAAAGCGUCUUUUCCGAGGUUUGGCUCACACUGAGAUCGGGGCUGGAGAGGGAGUCAGAUUUUGGAGCGGAGCGUUUGGAGAGCGAGCCCCAGUUUGGUCCCCUCAUUGAGCUCCCUGAAGUUGGCUUCCUAGCGGUGUAAGCUGGAAUAGACUCUUGGCAAGCACCGGGUUGGUAUACUGGGUUAACUUUGGGAAAUGCAAGUGUUUAUCUCCAGGAUCUAGCCACCGGGGUGGUGUAAGCCGCAAAGAAGUUCCACCAGGUGAGAAGAGUGAUGACCAUCCUUUUCCUAACUAUGGUUAUUUCAUACUUCGGUUGCAUGAAGGCUGCGCCCAUGAAAGAAGCAAACGUCCACGGACAAGGCAGCUUGGCCUACCCAGGUGUGAGGACCCAUGGGACUCUGGAGACUGUGAAUGGGCCCAAGGCAGGUUCGAGAGGUCUGACGACAUCAUUGGCUGACACUUUUGAACACGUGAUCGAAGAGCUGUUGGAUGAGGACCAGAAAGUUCGGCCCAACGAAGAGAACAAUAAGGACGCGGACUUGUAUACUUCCCGAGUGAUGCUCAGCAGUCAAGUGCCUUUGGAGCCUCCUCUGCUCUUUCUGCUUGAGGAAUACAAAAAUUACCUGGAUGCCGCAAACAUGUCUAUGAGGGUCCGGCGCCACUCCGACCCUGCCCGCCGUGGGGAGCUGAGCGUGUGUGACAGUAUUAGCGAGUGGGUCACAGCGGCAGAUAAAAAGACUGCAGUGGACAUGUCGGGUGGGACCGUCACAGUCCUGGAGAAAGUCCCUGUAUCAAAAGGCCAACUGAAGCAAUAUUUCUACGAGACCAAGUGUAAUCCCAUGGGUUACACGAAAGAAGGCUGCAGGGGCAUAGACAAAAGGCACUGGAACUCGCAAUGCCGAACUACCCAGUCGUACGUGCGGGCCCUGACUAUGGAUAGCAAAAAGAGAAUUGGCUGGCGUUUCAUAAGGAUAGACACUUCCUGUGUAUGUACACUGACCAUUAAAAGGGGAAGAUAGUGGAUUUAUGUUGUAUAGAUUAUAUUAAGACAAAAAUUAUCUAUUUGUAUAUAUACAUAACAGGGUAAAUUAUUCAGUUAAGAAAAAAUAAUUUUAUGAACUGCAUGUAUAAAUGAAGUUUAUACAGUACAGUGGUUCUACAAUCUAUUUAUUGGACAUAUCCAUGACCAGAAAGGAAACAGUCAUUUGCGCACAACUUUAAAAGUCUGCAUUACAUUCCUCAAUAAUGUUGUGGUUUGUUGCCGUUGCCAAGAAUUGAAAACAAAAAGUUAAAAAAAAUAAUAAAUUGCAUGCUGCUUUAAUUGUGAAUUGAUAAUAAACUGUCCUCUUUCAGAAAACAGACAAAAAAAAAAAAACAAAAACAAAAAUUUGAACCAAAACAUUCCGUUUACAUUUUAGACAGUAA